Messenger RNA from Drosophila subpulchrella, 960 nucleotides. RefSeq names its product protein max (gene Max). Gene Ontology annotation, molecular function: DNA-binding transcription factor activity; protein dimerization activity. The transcript is spliced from 5 exons. The record is from RefSeq and is a predicted model, not a curated record. Gene Ontology annotation, biological process: positive regulation of transcription by RNA polymerase II. Lineage: Eukaryota; Metazoa; Arthropoda; Insecta; Diptera; Drosophilidae. The coding region runs from base 152 to 637 and encodes 161 amino acids. Gene Ontology annotation, cellular component: RNA polymerase II transcription regulator complex.
AUUCGAUUGAGUCGAUUGUGAUAAUAACGUGAGCAGACAACAACAAAAUAAAAAAUUUAAGUGGAAUAAAAACAAACAUUAGCAGUUCUUUCGGUAUCUUCUUUAAAAAAUCUAACUAUUUGCGCGAAACACGAAAAACACGUGCAUCAUCAUGAGUAUGAGUGACGACGACCGAGACAUAGACAUCGAGAGUGACGACGAUGCGGAUUCGGAUACUGGUCUGGGUUCCUCCCGCCACACGAGCACUGCGAAUUUCACCCAGGCCGAGAAGCGGGCGCAUCACAAUGCCUUGGAGCGGAGGCGGCGGGACCACAUCAAGGAGAGCUUUACCAAUCUGCGGGAGGCAGUCCCCACGCUCAAGGGCGAGAAGGCGAGUCGAGCUCAAAUCCUGAAAAAGACCACCGAAUGCAUACAGACAAUGAGGCGGAAGAUCAGUGAUAACCAGAAGGACAUUGAGGAGAUCAGAAAACAAAACUUUAUACUAGAUCAGCAGAUUCGAGCCCUGGAGAGUCCGAAUGGUGACUCCCUCGCCGAAUUUCUCAGCGACGAGGAACUGGAGAGCGAAGAGGCCGAAGACGACCUCGACCAGCCAGACUUCAGCAGACGCAAUAAGAAGAUGAAGACCUUCCACGCAUAGCCGCUUCGCCAGUCCCAAAUGCUGCAUAGAGGCCUGUGCCGGUUUUCACAUUCAACGACAAUUUGUAAUACUUUUCGCUUUAAGUUUACCUUAGAGUUGUGUUAUCCAAGAGCAAUAGCCCCCCAAAGUUGUGAAGAAAUCGCUUCCAAAUUCAAAUCAGUUUAAACUCGAUCAAAUUAAGUGGAAAUGAAAACUAACAAGUCCGAUAAUCAUAAUCAUCAUUAGCUGUAAGUCUAUAAUGUAACCCACCCAAUCGACCUUAAUUUGUAUGCGUGUGUCUUUUGUACUUUGAGCAAAUAAUCACUCUUGCUAACAGUAAAAAA